Saprolegnia diclina VS20 is the source of this 1152-nucleotide messenger RNA. RefSeq lists its product as hypothetical. NCBI's taxonomy places the organism in Eukaryota, Oomycota, Saprolegniomycetes, Saprolegniales, Saprolegniaceae. Bases 28 to 1029 code for a protein of 333 amino acids. The transcript has 10 exons. The record is from RefSeq and is a predicted model, not a curated record.
CUCACAUGGGCACACAAAGACGGUGGCAUGAAGCUCGACACGAACGCGGACGAGUGGCUGCUCUCCGUGGCCUCGCUCCUCGCGCCCGACAGUCUCUCGGUCAACCCGAACGAGCUCGAAACGUCGCCCAAAGAGCAACGCGAAGCAGCCGCGUUGGCCGCCAAGAAGACGCUGCCAGGCGACAUCAUUGUCGUGACGACCAACGGCGUCGCGUACUCGUCUGUGCGCCACCUCUGCGACCAGCCCCACGACCACGCGCUCAUUGUGGUGAGCGAGACCGAAGCGCUGCACGUGGGCCCGCCCAAGGCCAUCUUGAUCCCGCUCGAGCGCGUGCUUUUGCCCAAGCGGCAGCCGGCCAUCUUCCGCGUGCCGUCCAUUGGCGCGUCGCCCGCGGCCCAAGCGCUCGUGGCGAAGUACGCUCGUCAGUUUGUCGGUACGCCGUACAACGUCUCGCGUGUCCUGCAGCUCAUCACAUCGCUCGCCACGCACAACGCCGUCAAAAUGAUGCCCUUUCAGAAGCUACCGACACCGCACGAGGCGUGGAUCUGCACGGAUGCAAUUCUCGCCCUCCUCGCCGCCGUGUCGCCAACGUUUCAGGACCAGCUCAAGAAGGCAGCGCCACGCCUAGAGUUUGCCAAGCUCGGGAGCGCGACGCUCAACGAUAUUUUGUCGCUCAAGCACCUCGGGAUCACCGAGCGCGUGUAUCUUCCGCCGACCACGUUCACCGUGCAGCCGUCGUCGCAAAUGGACGUUCAAGCGCUCGUCCACGCAGCGUACACGCAAUGGCAAGAGCUGCCCGAUUUGGACACGCUCCAAAUGUAUAUGGACGCCGGCAUUGCGUACCUGGCGCACCGGCUGGCGCGGCAAAAGCCCCGGGACUUUGAGCGCCAACUGCGGUCGCUCGGGUACAUUCUCGUGCUGCUCGCGCUCCUGAAAGGCCAUUCGUUUUUCCUACUGCUGAUGCGCCGCUACCUCCAAGCCAUGCUACUCAAGCACGUUGCGGGCCACGUCUUGCGCGCCAAACUCUAAGAUCUCAGAUCUCAGAUCGUCGGAUUGAAAUAUUGAAACUAUCGAAGGAUCGAUCUUUCAAAAGUUAAACUUGAAGGUCGCGUCCGCACUACUACUGCCUUCCGACAGCGGCUUCUUCUUGAC